AUGUGUCACGUAUGGGACGAUAUAGUGUCGGAUGAGCUCAUUCUGUUCUCCUUCUGGGUGGGUAUGUAUACACCCAACGCACGUGGUUUCGGCUAUAAGGAGUACCUGCGCCUGUUCCUAUUGGUUUAUCAAUCGUUUGCCACUCCGGACGAAGUACUCAAUUUCCUGUGGGAUCG
This is a messenger RNA of Sphaeroforma arctica JP610, 176 nucleotides long. RefSeq lists its product as hypothetical. The transcript is spliced from 2 exons. NCBI's taxonomy places the organism in Eukaryota, Ichthyosporea, Ichthyophonida. The record is from RefSeq and is a predicted model, not a curated record. The annotation marks the transcript as partial.